AUGCAGUAUCGCACUCCGGACGCGAGGCAGCGCAAGCUGGCAAGCCGCAAGUUCGAUGGCACCGAGAUGUGCCUUGGACUCGGGUCCAACUACUUCGACUGGGGCACGACGUUUUGGCGCCAGGCCAACAUGGCAAAGGAGUCUUGCGACUUCCUGUGGAGCGAGAACUUAUAG
This is a messenger RNA of Peronospora matthiolae, 174 nucleotides long. The record is from the annotation of a GenBank genome assembly. NCBI's taxonomy places the organism in Eukaryota, Oomycota, Peronosporomycetes, Peronosporales, Peronosporaceae.